Drosophila nasuta is the source of this 1993-nucleotide messenger RNA. RefSeq lists its product as uncharacterized. Bases 497 to 1225 code for a protein of 242 amino acids. The transcript has 2 exons. NCBI's taxonomy places the organism in Eukaryota, Metazoa, Arthropoda, Insecta, Diptera, Drosophilidae. The record is from RefSeq and is a predicted model, not a curated record.
UUCUGUUUGAGGUGUGCUAGCCACGCCCCCAAGCCACAGAGCGUUGAGUGCACCCGCCGGCGGGUUAGACUAGAAGAAGAGAACGAGAGAGAGAAAGAGAGCAAGUGAGCGUGCAUAGCGACAAAAGCUAAAUGCUAUGAAAUUGUGUACAUUAAGCCAAGGCAAGAGAAAUUCGCCCCGAAAAAAGAAAAACACGUGUGUGACGCACGAGAGACAAAGAAGAGAAAGUGUUAGAGAAAGAGGGAGAAUACAAUUUAAAAUAAAUAAUAUUAUCAAUGUAAAAUCGUAUGUACUAUAUAAAACAAAACAAAAAUGAAAAGCUAACAAAAAAUGAGCAAAAAAACAAAUACCAGUAAUAAAUACAUUUACAUAGAUGUUGCAAAACAAAGAUCGAAUGGAAUAUGGAACAUGGAAGAGAACAAAAUUUGUGUGACAUUUGAAACAUUUUUCACAACUCGUUCGUUCUGAAAACAAAUCCCAGCAGCCUUCUGUUCUAAUGUUGCUGGACGCCAUCAUUUGGUUACCCACACUUUUCACGUACAUUGUGUUUCUGUUGAUCCUCAUCAUAUUGUUCUUCAUCGUUGCCUAUGUCAGCCACAAGAUCUACAUCUCCAUCUAUGACAAUCUGCCGCUGCCAGCUGCCCCGCUCUCCCGCUCCUCAAUCGCAAGUCGUUCCCGCUCGACGAUCGCUUUGCGCUCCCGCACCACGAUCAAUGCUCGCGAAACGUCGCGUGGCGAUCACAUGAGUCUCAGCGCCAGUUCUCGCUCUAUUUGGAUACAGAAUCGUUCGGCCAUCUACGAAGCAUCAACGGUGGUGCGCGUUACACUGACGUUGGAGCCGUGCUAUUUGGUCAGCGUCGGACUCGAUAUUCUGCCGCACUCGGAGCAUCGUGCCGUCAGCUUCUUGUGUAACUGCCAGGAUAAGGUGGCCAAAUGUGCGGCGACUGCCGAACGUGACAUCGACUCGUUGCGCAUAUUGCGCUACUACGAUCAGCUGUCGAAGGUGCCGCGUCUGAAGCUCUUGUUGCGCUGCUGCGAACGCAAGAACAUGCAUCUGGUGCUCGACGAUGUCAUCAAGGAUGUCAUGGAGAACCGGGGCAUAGACAAUACGACGGCAUGCCGAGCGCCCACACGACGCACGAGGCUGACCGAAGUGCGUAGUUCGGAGACUAGCGAGAGGCACGACAUAGAAAGACAGAAUGAGAUGGAGCGAGGUGGACCGUAAACCCAAGAGAGAGAACAAAGAGAGAGUGGUUGCUUACAUAUUUAAUUUUUGUAGUUUGUAGAACUUGUUUUUAUUGACUUUUAUUCAGGUUAUGCAGAUGAGCAAAACUAUGCUUCUACUAUGUAUUAUAACAGUAGCUACAAGGCCACUCGGGUGACUCUUGACUUCAUUACUGGGUCGACUUGGGACUUGUGCACUCCCCCCCCAGAGAAUCAGAGAGCAAGAGAAGCGUCGCCACACCUGUAAUAAAGGCACACAUAAGCUACGCUUCUUUACUUUAUUUUGCUUAUCUCGAUGGCGGGCUCAUAAAAAUAAAACGAAACGAAACGUAAUGAACUUUAUCAGUCGAGUCGCUGUUUCAUUAGAUAGCGACGCACUUUAACGAUUGCCAAAUCUCAACGUUGGCGAUGAUGAUGUUGAGUUGAGAUAAUAAAAGGCGAUAGCGCCGGCAAUCGGUCGGUAUUUGGGGCCCCCCAACUUGCAAUUGAGAGCGCGACAGAUCGUAACAAUAACGAGUCACAAAUAGUCUGACGAUAUUCCAAUUUAAUUGCCAGCCAUGCGCAGCGUGUGUUUCUCUCGAUUUUAUUCAUUUCAAUUAAUAAAGCAAAAAAAAAAAAACUAAAUGAAUUGGCUGGAUUCAUAAAUGUGUUUGGCAUUCAUAAUAUUUAAUACCCUGUAAACAGUUCAGAGCAAAAAAGCGAGUUGUGUCAGCUGUCAACUAGAUUUUAGAAAGUAUUUUAAUAAAUAAGUUUGAAGCUUUGUGUUAUU